This is a messenger RNA of Diabrotica virgifera virgifera (western corn rootworm), 13548 nucleotides long. RefSeq names its product solute carrier family 66 member 3. Bases 458 to 1096 code for a protein of 212 amino acids. Lineage: Eukaryota; Metazoa; Arthropoda; Insecta; Coleoptera; Chrysomelidae. The transcript has 4 exons. The record is from RefSeq and is a predicted model, not a curated record.
UAGGUGUAGGUAUCUGGGACUGGGAUGAGUGAACUUUCCCCUUAGAUGGACUGAGAGCCGUAUGGCUAUAAAUCUGGAAAGUCGAUAUAAUUUAAAUUGCUAGAGGAAAUGGAAUGUUUUCAAUAAGAGAAACCAUGAGGAACUACUUUGAUUGUAAACUGUACACAGAGUGACAAUCUUUGAGUAUCUCGGUCGCUGGAAUUUAUUAUCUUAUCUACCAUAAUCAGAAGUACAUUUAGCAUCCUGCCACGCAUCUUAUUAGAAAUAAACGAAUAAACAUAAUAAUAAGUAGUAUUAUGUAUUAAACAAUGGAUCAUUUAUUUAAAAGAGAAACGGCACCUUGAACCUUGAACAGAAGAAGUGGUCGUGACCUUGAUGGUUUCUUUCGAUUUUCAUAACCCUCAAUAUCUUUAAAUACAAGAAUCUCAAAAAGUACAAGAUAUUUUUCGGUUUAAAAAUGGUUACAUCUACUGGCAACGAUGUUAUAACACUAUUUGCUAAUUUUCUAAGCUUAAUUACUGUUGCGAUAUGCUUUAUUUUAAAAAUUCCUCAAAUUUUAACCAUUUUAAAAGUUGGAAAUGCCAAAGGUAUAAAUAUCAUUGCUCUCUUAAUGGAGCUAUCCAGCUACACCAUCAUGAUGUCCUACAAUUAUAGAAAUGGAUAUGCGAUUUUAAGUUAUCUCGAAUAUCCCAUUAUACUAGUUCAAGAAAUAAUACUCAUAGUUUGUGUGCUAUAUUACAAAGAUAUGCUAAAUGUUAGCAGUUUAGCUGGUGCAUGUGUUUACUUUUUAACUGCAGCUUCAUUUUUACUGGGAGUGGUUCCCCUGGGACUUCUUGCUUUCUUAGUGCCCCUCUGUACACCAAUUGGUGCUUCCUCAAAGGUUGUGCAGCUGUAUGAGAUUUUAAGAACAAGAAAUUCAGAAUCAGUUAGUGUCCUUACAUGGUUUAUCUCAGCUUUUACUAAUUUUACUCGGGUAUUCACUAUAUGUGUGGAAUCAAUGGAUCUCACCUUACUUCUUAAUUUCACUAUUAACACCUUCUUGAGUAGCUCAGUAAUGAUAGCAGCUUACUGGUUCAAACAUCCCAAGAGGGAAUAAAGGGUUGUAAAUAGAUUUAAGUAUUCAUAUUUGCCAUCACAACUAAAAUGGCAGCUACUGAGAUUGAGAUUAUGUAUGUAUAUUAUUAAUUAUAUCUGUAAAUAUUACAUGUAAGUAGUUGGUAGGUAAAGUGGUUGUUUCUCCUCUUAGACCUUUCCACACCUUGACCUGAAAGAUCUUUUGUGCCUUCUUCUUCAUCAUGUACCUUCCUUUCAGAACGUUGGUUACCAUCAUAGCUAUUUUAAUUUCAUUCACUUCCAACCUAAAUAGCAUGCUUGUAUCAAUACCAUGAUAAUCUCGCAAGUUAUUCAACCAUGAAGUCCUUGUUCAUCCUGGACUGUUAUUUUCCCUUGCAUACUAUUUUGUAGCAACCUUUUUUUGGGACUUCUCAUUACAUGUCCGAAAUACUCCAACUUUCUCUUCUUGGUGUUUUUUAUCUCAGUAGUCUUACUGAGACGUUCUAGUAUUGUGGAGUUUCGAAGCUUCUCCAUCCAAGAAACUUUUAAAAUUUUUCUAUAGCACCACACUUCGAAAGCCUCAAGGCAAUUUAGAUCGAUUUUAUUCACAUUCGCAAGAGUCGACAUCAUAAAGUAGGACUGUGAACACGUAACAGCGAAAGGGAACUUGCAUACAUUUUUAAAUAUUAAAAUGAUAUUAAAAAACAUAAGGUAACAUGAUCUUAAAACGAUUGCAUGCGAAAAAAAACAAAUAUUUUUAACCCGUAAGCUAAUUACGACGCUCUGAAAAUGCUAUAAAAUUCAAAUAUCUUAGGAGGCUCUUGAACGUCCUUCUAUUGGUUGACGUCACGGGCCACCGUCAACCGGGCUAGCUAGUCGGAAACAACGCGAUUAGGGUAGGUAUCACGGGUAUAUUACAUUUUAAUCGUCUUUAAUGAAAAAUUCCUAGGUAUUAUUUAUGUUCAUCUUAUAUAUUGUAAUAAGUAGUUCCCCAAUCAGCUUAGUUUUAAACUGAAAUUGAUAAAGUUGAGUGCUACUUUGUAAAGAGUUUAAAACGCAUAAUAUGACGGACGAGGGUUUUUGAAAAGGUCAAUCUGACUAACUUACCUACCGUUGAUGUCUUCAUCGUGGCAACUUUUAUAAAAAGUAGUAAAAGCUAUUCUAUUGGAGAAAUGCGAGGUGUCAAGGCAAAUAAGUAAGAGUUAUUAAUAAGCAUGUUUAAACCGUUUAUAACAAUAGUUUGGUACCAUUAUAGUAUAGUAUACGGUUUACCCCGUGAGUUUGAUCUACCUACCUCUAAUCGAAGAAUUUCGUAUAUCCUGGAAAAGAUUACGGUGUAAUUUGCAUUAUAAUAAAGAUUAUAUUUUAUUGUAAUGUUUAUUAGUACCUACUGGAGCCUUUCAUUAUUGUGUUAAAAGCCUUCUGAGAAAAGAUUAUGGUGAUUAGCAGACGUACCGAUAGAACGUGUACAUAGCCAACAAAAUCCUUCUUUACAAAGUUAAUAAUACGCAUAAAUAAGAAGAAUCAUUAUUGUAAUUUUACAAGUUAAUAUCUUUAUCAUCUCAGCUUAUACUUACACCGCAUCCCUCGGUAGACCGCAAGCUAUAGUAGAAACCCGACUGUAGACCGCAUACUAUAGUAGCACCAAUACUUUUUACUUACUCUUACUUUUAUUACUAAAAGUUUUGUUUAUUUUUAAGUUACUUGUUUCUUCUUUGUUCUUCAACACAAGAAACGACAAAAGUAAUUUCAUAAAAAAGAACUUUUUGAUACAUGUCAACAGAGAUAAAAUGUUAAUAUUUUGCCUGUCACAGAAUAAAUCAUUUUUGCCACCGAGUAAAACAAGAUAUUUCAACUAUAUUAUUUAUCUAUGGGCAAACUGCAUUAAAUGCAAUAACCCACCCCGAACGGGCAAACGAUACGAGUGGCCUGUGACGUCAGACCCCAGGUCUCGCUUUUGAAGUUGUUUAAAACGGAAAUUUUAGGCGCGAAACUUUGAUUAGAUGUUGUACGUACACUAUUCAUUGUUAAGACAUAAUAUUUUGAAUAUAACAUUUUAAAACAUAAAUUAACAAUUUUAUGCAAAAAGAUUUUUUAGUGCAAGUUCCCUAUUUUAGGUCUCUGUUGCAUAAUACCUUGGACAUACUUCUAAAAGCGGCACUGACCUGUUCUAUUCUGGAUUUAAUUUCGCUGUGACUCUCUGCGUUACAAUUUAACCGAUAUCCAAGGUAAAUAAUUUGAUCAACUUGCUAAAGUUUGUUUACUUAUUACGAGUAUUUUGAUUUUCCGUAUGCUCAGAUCUAGACCUCUUUUUUUACAGCUCUCAACGACACUGUUAAAUAAUGUUUGCAUAUCUUCUUGAGUAGAAGCUACGAGUACUGUGUCUUUCGCAUAUCGCACCGUUCACAAUAAUUAUUCCUUCUUGUUUUUCAGAAAGUGCAUUUCUGAAAAUUCUUUCGGACUAAAUGUUGAAAAGCAGGGGCGACAAGAGGCAUUCUUGCAGUACUCCUCUUUUGUGUGAGUCCACUACAUCUGUGUUUGCGCGGGUUUAAAUAGCUUUUAGUGCCUGCUGUUGAGCACUUUGUGAAUGUUACUGAACAGGUACUUGUCAGUUCUUGCUGAGCUUUAUCGUGAUUUUGCUAUUUUUGUAGUUUCUCUUCAUCUUCGCAAUUAUUAACAGGAUCUAGUUUUAUAGUUUCUUCGAUUAUGGGAGUUUAAUCUUUCCACAGAAAAAUAAGGAAUGAGUGGUCAUUCAGCAGAGAAUGUCAUCUGUAUGAAGGCUAAUGAGAGUUAGUGUCCCUCAAACUCUUAUGACUUGUGUUUUCCUCCCAAAAUAAGCGACCAUGACAGCAUGAAGAACCCUCUAACAUGAUAAGAUCUCACGGUCAUCUGAGGGAAAGUAAUAAUUAAAUGAGUUUUACGUACGAAAAAAAAAUGCUGUAUAAAAUAACGAAUAAGUCAACUUAAGCCGCCUGAACUAAUUAUAUGUACAUAUAUUUUUAUUAAAUCAUAUAUCUAUAAAUAUUUUAUAAUUUUUUGUUAGGAUUGUUUUUAUAUACAUAGAAUAGAUAAAACUGUUAUACUCCUCUCAUUUACGUAUAAUGUGUACUCAUUGUCCUUAAAUCAUCACGAUUAUUGAGUGAUAUUAAAUGCACAAUAUAUAACUGAACCUAACCUUAUAUAACCUAAAAUAAUACUAAUUAUUGGGCAUUAUAAAGGGUGUCCCGAAAUUAUUGGUCAUAAAUUAUACCACAGAUUCUGGGGUCAAAAAUAGGUUGAUUGAACCUCACUUACAAAAUAAGUACACAAUAGUGUGUAUAAGUAUACAUAAGUGCACAAUAGUGCACUCAAAAAAAGUUACAGCCCUUUGAAGUUACAAAAUGAAAAUCGAUUUUUUUUCAUAUAUCGAAAACUCUCUGAGAUUUUUUAUUGAAAAUAGACAUGUGGCAUUUUUAUGGCAGUAACAUCUUAAAAAAAAAUUAAAGUUAAAUUUGUGCAUCCCAUAAAAAUUUUAUGGGGGUUUUGUUUCCUUAAAUCCCCCAAACUUUUGUGUACGUUCCAAUUAAAUUAUUAUUGUGGCACCAUUAGUUAAACACACUGUUUUUAAAACUUUUUUGCCUCUUAGAACUUUUUCGAUAAGCCAGUGUUUAUCGAGAUAUUUUGAAUAUUUGUCGAAUCCACCACAUAUUUGUAUAUGGUUAAGUACGAUUAUAGAGACCUGUUAAUAAAUCUGAAAAUGUAUUUAUAAUUUACAUUUUUAGGUAUAUUUUGAAAAAGAAGCUACAUCUCGAUAAAAGUUGAGUUAUGAAAAAAAGACUAAGAGGCAAAAGUUUUAAAAACACUGUGUUUAACUAAUGGUACCAUAAUAAUAGUUUAAUUGGAACGUACACAAACAUUUAGGGUGUUUAAAGGAACAAAAUCCCAAUAAAAAUUUUACGUAAAUAUAUUGAAAAAGAAGGCGCAUCUCGAUAAAAAAUGGCUUAUCGAAAAAAUACUAAGUGGCAAAAAAGUUUUAAAAACGUUGUGUUUAACUAAUGGUACCACAAUAAUGAAUUAAUUGGAACGUACACAAAAGUUUGGGGGGGUUUAAGGGAACAAAAUCCCCAUAAAUUUUUAAUGGGGCGGACAAAUUUCACUAUAAUUUUGUUUUAAGAUGUUCCUUCCAUAAGAAUGAUACAUGUCCAUUUUCAAUAAAAAAUCUCUAAUAGUUUUCGAUAUAUUGAAAAAAAUCGAUUUUCAUUUUGUAACUUCAAAGAGCUGUAACUUUUUUUGUGAGCACAUUUGUACUAAGGUAAGUUAGGUUCAAUCGAACUAUUUUUGACCCCAGAAUAUGUGGUAUACUUUAUGACCAAUCUUUUCGGGACACCCUGUAUAUCCACGAAUCCAUUAAAUGUUAUUAAAAUAACUCGAAGUAAUGUGAUAUUAAAAAUGAAGAUCAAAUAAAAUCUGUGAUGAACUUGGCCAAUAACCCACCACACUGGCCCAUAAGGGUUGGUAGGUGGUGACGAAUAUUGAGAAGGAAUUUUAGGCGUAAAAAUAAUAUCUAUGGAAUUUUGAUCUAAUUUAUCCGUAUCAUGGAGUGAAAGAAAAAACCCUUGUCUCCAAACCUAAGUCUUUGGUUUGCUGUAUUUACCUAAAAUACGGCUAUAUAAUUCACAUAAGAGCAUUAUUCACAAUAGGGCUUUUCAUCGAUUGUCAUUUGUUUCGAGCUUCUGUCAUAUGUUGUAUAAUCUGUGUAUAAUAUUAAUAUACACGGAUUAUACGACAUAUGACAGAAGCUCGAAACAAAUGACUGAAUGAAAAGCCCUAUUGAGCAAUUAUCAAAUUAAUUCUUAAUUAUAAAUAUUUAUUGAAGACCUUGCUUCAAUUGCUUGCAAAAUGGACUUUGAUCUGAAAUAAUAGAAACCGUUUGAACUAGAUUUAGUGUGCACCCUGUGUACUAUAAUAGGCAUUUUUUAUGGCCAAAGGCUUAACACUUUAUAUAAAAAAUUAAUCUGCUAGUAAAUGAAUUAUUAAAGUACACUUCGCGUCAAAAAAAACUGGUACACUUUUUUUCCCAAUGUAAACCUGUGUUCAGACUGGACACAAUGGCUCGUGAAUCACGGCGUUGUUGCCAGCACAGAUAAUGAAUUGCACUAAAUCUAAAUACAAAAAAUAACGUUCAAAAACCAUGGUGGUGAAUCGUAAAACGGGCCAUAGGUAAAUCAAUGUAAAAUUCUAAACUGUUAAAUUCCUGCUUCCCUAAUCAUUUUACAACAAAAAUCAUGAGAAGCUAUUUGUAUGGGAUUAAAAUCUGUUUUAAAAACAAAAGCUUCUUCUUCUUCUCUUCAUUUGAAUGGCCUUAGCUGCCAGGGCUAUCCGGCCAGGAUCCGUGAAUAUAGACUUGAAUAUUCAAGAGCCGUACCUGAGGUACAUCUGGGCUUAAGCUCAUAGCUCCUGAAUCUGAAAUAUUAAGAGAUAAAAAAAAACUUUGUAAUUGUUUAUAAGUUCCAUAACUAAAGUUCUACUAUUAAUGGUCUAGUUCUAGUACUACCACGCAAAACCGCACUAAGCACAAAGCACAUGCAUUGCAAGCAAGCAUAAAGUCAUAAAGUUUUUAAGCAAGCUACACACGAGUCAUUGUUGAUGUUAAAAACUUUUGCACUGCGAUUAAUGUCUUUGAGUUUAAAUUUUUAAACAACACAUCAGUUAAUGUCGGAUCACCUUCUAGUUCCCUUCUAAGCAACUGGGACUCUCUUUGGAACCUAGUACAUUCCAAUAAAACAUGUUGUAAAGUUCCUACACUGCCACAUAAACACUGGUUUGAAUUCACUACCGUCAAUCUAAAUAAAUGUACAGGAACACUACAAUGUCCACUUCUCAUACGACACAUUUGUGUGAUUAUACCUCUCCCCAGGUUGGGAAAUUUUGUAAACCAUGCCUUUUUAUAUGGAACUGUAACUUGUGAGCAAUAAGUAAUUCCUUUUGCCUGUCCUAUUUGUUGGAAUCGAUUUUCCCAACCGAUCCAUAGGUUUUCUUUAUAUUUAAUUUGAAAAUCUUUAAAGGAGGCCUUUGGUUCUUCACUAAUGGGCAGGUUUCUUCCAAAAUUCGCAAGAUGGUCAGCUCUAUCAUUCCCAAUAAUUCCAGUGUGACUUGGAAUCCAUGCAAAUUUAAUUUCUCUAUGUUGUUCAUCAAAUUCACAUAGUUUUUGUUUUAGUUGGAGAGUUUGUGAGUCUAUUGCCGCCUUGUAGCUUGAUCUUGUGAUUUUUUCUAGAGCACUCUUAGAAUCACUACAGAUGAGGCACUUUGUAAAAUUAUUCUGUUGGAUUAACUCUAAUGCUUUUUUAAUGGCAAAUACUUCUGCUGAGCAAAUUGAAUUAGCGGAGGGUAAUCUUGCUGUUAACUGUGUUCUCUCGUUAAGGUAUAUCCCAAUACCUACAUUACCUUGUUUAUCUUUGGAUCCAUCUGUGAAAAUAAGUUUAUAUUCCGACCAGUUAUUGAGGUACCAUUCCAUAAACUUGGUUUGGUUAUUUGCUUCUUUGCCCAUAUUGACAGUUUCAUAAGCCAUAGGAGAAAUCUGAAUAUUAAGUGGAAAGGAGUGACAAGGAAAUAAGGAGCUAUGUGCUACCUCAUGAAUUUCAUGUAAAGUAUUCUGGAAAGCAGCCAGUAUUGGUGGGAAAUAUUUUCUUCUCCAAAAACUAAAGCAACCCAGAAAGACAUUGUGAAAUUGCUCAAUUGAGGCAUAUAUAGGGUUGUCAUAGGCUACUACUUUUAAAAUGAAUUUAGAUGCUAGCCAUAUUCUUCUGAGAUCUAACGGUGUUUCUCCACACUCUGACAAAAUUAUAUGAACUGGAGAAGACCUCAUAAAUCCCCCCACCACUCUAAGAGCUCUAUACUGAACCUUAUCCAAUUUUGCAAGUAGAGAACGUGCACAACCUCCCAGAAAAAUGGAUCCAUAGUCAAGAUGUGAUCUAAUGUAUGCCUUAUAUAGAGUGAGUAAAGUUGCAGGAUGUGCUCCCCACCAAGUUCGACACAAACAACGAAUAAUAUUGACUCCACUGGAAGCCCUCAAUGCCAUCUUUUCAAUUUGACUUCUCCAAGAAAGGGAACUAUCUAGAAUAACUCCCAAAUGAGAAACUUCUUGUUUCCAAUCUAAACGUGUGUUAUUCACUGAUAUUAGUAAAUUCGGAAUAUUAUUCCUAUUUCUAUCAAAAAAAAUUGCUUGACUCUUGCUAGAUGACAGACACAUUCCCAUAUCAUGAAGUUUAUUAGAAAUACUUUCUACUGUACCAUUCAAUUUUUCCACAACAUCCACCCAGCUGUUGCCGGAGCAAUAGAGGGCAACAUCGUCUGCAUACUGAGUAAUUAGAACAUCCUCUGGCACACAAAAUGAAAUUAUAUUGAUGACAAUAUUAAAUAGUACUGGACUCAAAGGGGAACCCUGAGGAAGGCCCACAUUGGUAGUUCUUGGUCCUAGCAGAUUUAAGGAAAUAGGAUCACGAACAGACACCAAACGAUUAGUCAAUAAAUGUUUAACCAAUUCAAUAAGUAACCAUGGCAAAUUGAGAUCUCCCAAAGCGUCCAAUAAUUGGAUGAUUGACACUUUAUCAUAUGCAGAAGAAAUGUCUAACAUAACAGCAGCUGCUGGUUUCCUUUUUGAGAUAUUCAUUGAGAUUUCAUUGACCAGAUGAAUUAUGUUUUCAGACACCCCUCUACCUUUACGAAAGCCAGUCUGGAAAGGCGAUAGGAUCAUAAAAUGUUCUACAUACCAAUCUAACCUUAUUUUUAUCAUGUUCUCUAAAAGUUUACUAACACACGAUGAUAAAACGAUUGGUCUCCAGCCCGAAAGACAAUUUAUAUUUUUAUUGGGUUUGGGAAUUAAACACACUGUUUGUGAUUUCCAUUGAGUGGGAAUAUGCAUUCCCUCCUUUAAACAUAAAUUGAAAAAAUUUAACAGGAACUUGAUUGCUGACUCUGGAAGAUGUUGCAACAUAGAAAAUGUUAUACCAUCCUGGCCCGGCACAGUAUCUUUUCGUUCAACCAAAACCAAUGAAAGUUCGUUUAAAGUGAAGAGUUCACACUCGAUAGUAUUAGAUUUCACUGGGUGAGACGCAAUGUCCUCAAAUACAGGUGGAGUCAAUGAACAAAGCAUUUCCUCCCCUAACGAUGAAUUACUAGGAGUUCUAACUGAGGCUUUAGUGAAAGCCUUAUGGAAACUUCUCACUUUUCUCCACAUUACUGAUAUUGGAGUAUCAGGUGAAAUUGUGGAACAAAACACAACAAAUGAUUUUUUCUUUUUGGAUUUAAGUUCUUUUUUACAAUGUGCCCUAAUUUUUUUAAAAUUAAUGAAGUUUUCUAAAGAAGGUACCUGUUUGAACUUCUUGACUGCCUCCCUCUUUGAUUUAAUUAAAACUGAACACUCUUCAUCCCACCAAGGUAAUUGUGGUUUAUGGAAUCUAACACGCUUUUUCUUAGGGAUGAACCUGUUUGCUGCGUCUAAUAUUAGGUUUUGAAAAUCUGUGUAAGACUCAUUAGGGAUGUUGUUAAUGUUAGACUCAAUAUAUUGGUUGAAUUGUUCCCAAUUGGCUUUUUUCACAUUAAAGAUACUGCGAUCUUGAAGAGGGUCAUUUCCUUGGGGACUAUUUCUAUCCUGCCCGUAACACACUACAAAAGGAAAGUGAUCACUUGCUCCUAUCUCUGGAAAAACUUCCCAGAGGCAGUCCACAGCCAAACCUGGAGAUGCUAUAGCUACGUCAGGGACACUGUUUGAGUCAGGCGGUGAGAUUCUUGUCGCCUCACCCGUAUUGAGAAAACACAAGUUAUCCUCCUCCAAAAGAUCUGCAAGACGAUUGCCGUUCGGAUUGUUAGAUGAUGAACCCCAUAAAGAAUGUUGGCAAUUCAAGUCACCUAUGAAGAAAAACGGUUUAUCACACAUUUGAACCAAUUCUCUAAAGAUCUCCUUACGAAAACGAACAUCUGGUGUCUUAUACGAUCCUAUAAUAAAAAAUUUUUCAAAUUUGAUAAUGAUAGCCUGCCAUUUUUCAGGCAAGUGAAUAUGUGAAAUGUCUAUCCUAUCGGCUGCCAGAGACUGAUGAAUAAGUACAGCUAUUCCACCCCAUCCAUCAAUCCUAUCAUCCCUAUAGCAGUAAAAAUUGGGAAUAUGCAAGUGCUGUGAAAAUUUCAGAUGUGUUUCAUUUAGAAGAAUGAUAUUAACAUCGUAUUCGUUAAGAAACACCAUUAGAUCUUGCUUAUUGUUAAAGAAACCAUUAAUAUUCCAAUGCAAAAUAUUAAAUAUCAUAACUGUAUAUAUAAUUUGUUACUAUUAUUAUUAUUUUUUUAUUUUUAAUAUAAAAAAUAAUUAUUAUAUUAUCUGUAAGAAAUAAAUGAAAAUUCAGUCAACACUACUUUUACUAAAAUUAGAUGUAUUAUGUGACUCAUCAAAACCUGCAAAAUCCAUAUUAUUAUCAGAGGUUAAAUCAACGUUUUUUGAAAAUACACUAUCCUGAGAAUGUACACGAUUGCUUGUUAAUGAGAGUGCAAAACUUGGGCCUUGUGAUCCCGUAUACUUUUGUGAAUCAUUUAAUUUGUUUAAAAUCGGUAAUCUAGGUAAAUUUCUGCUUAGAUCCUCAUUUAAUAGAGCUUUAUGCGCCUCUUUGUCAUAACUAAUGUCUUUAAGAAUUACUUUAUUUUUCCUUUUAACUGGGACCACAUGACUUUGACUCUGGAAAUGGGGAGUGGAAGAUGGGGAUUUUUGAAGUGCUUGAGUAAAUGCUCUGGGUGAGCUGGAUAGUAAAGAAGGAAAAUCCCUACUUCUCCUCUGAAACAUUCUCGAAUUCUCUGGCUUUUCCUUAAUUGGGGGAAACAGAUUGGCAGCUUCAAAAAAGGUGAGAUCUUGGAAGACCAUUACUUCAUUUAUCUUUUUCUGUCUUUCGAAUUCUUUGCAAAUUUUAUUUGUGGCAAGGUGAUCAAGAUCGCAGUAUAGGCAUUUUGGUACAGAAACUGUGCAGCUUUGUACUGUAUGUUCAUCGGAACAUUUCGGGCAUCUUGCUUUUCCCCUGCACUGUCUUUGUGAGUGCCCAAAUCUUAGGCAUUUGAAGCAUUGCUGUACAGGAGGAAUGUAUGGAUCUACUGUUACCAAGUUUGAAUAUAUGAUUAUUUCUUUAGGGGGAGUUAUUACGUCAAAGAGUAGUUGUACAGUUCCUGUUGGAAUGUAUGUAACGGUCCCACUGCUAUCUAAAACUCUUCUGUUAAGUCUUCUGGCCGAUAUAAUUUUCACGUUUUUUUGUAAUUUACUGUCGUUAACUAUGUUUUCCAUUGAAAUAUUUAUACUUACAUCUCUAAUAAUACCCCUUGAUGUUAGCAUUUUUUGAGGUAUAUAAGCAAGAAAUCCUUUCUCAAGGAUUUCUGUACUAUUUAGUACCAUAUUUGCCUGUUUGGAGGUGUUAAAAAUUACUCCAAUUCUAUUCAUGCCUUUUCUACUAAUUUCUUUAAUUCCAGUCGUACCCAUUGUAUGAAAUACUUUCCCAAUAUCCAUAGGAUGGAUAUUUCCUGCUUUUCCCUUGUCACUCUCUAUCAUAAUAAGGAAUGGGCCGAAGUCAGUGUCCUUGUAUUCAACUUUUCUUCUACUAAUAUUUUCAAUCCUAGAUGAUAAGUUAUUAACUUCUGUUAACAUGAUCUGAUCGUUUUGGAAUUUAUUUUUUAAAGCACAGAGUUCUUUUUCUAUUAAAUUAAUGUUAUUUUUAUGUCUCGGGGCUAGCAUGUGUAUGGAAUUUAAAAAAUUUUGCGAGUUCAAUGAAAGCAAAGCAUAGAUCCCGCCCCCUAUGUCAGGGGGGCCGGGAGAGUUAGUGUCCAUCUCCUAAGCCAGCCUCUACUCUACUAUACUACUGCUACUAUGAUUAUAUAAAGGCAAAACUUACAGAAAAGUCCUUAGUAUUUCUAAUUCACUACUAACGUAUUAUCCCGUUUUAACUUUUAAAUUAACUACUAAAUUAAUGUUCAAACACUAACUAACUAUAUCUACAGUAUAAUUACUUAAUUUAUAAAAAUUUUAACGCGAUGAUUUCAGAUUUUUCUAAAAAAUAAAACUUGACGUCUAUCAACCUAAAUAAUCAGACGCCGACAUUCAUUUCAAAAACAAAAGCUAAAAUUGUUCUAGGAUUUAAACACAUUCCAACAUUUUGAAAAAUACCUACAUUUGCCACAGUAGGCAUGUGUGUAAAAGUUAGGCCCACGUUAUUAUUUACCUUAUUGUUCGCACACUAUUGACUGAAUAAAACAUCUUUAUUAUUAUUACUUUCUCCUCAACUGAGGCUAUCUUAUCAAUUUUAUUAUUUUUUAAACAAGAAAUGAUAAAAUAAAAAUUUUGACAGUUCAAAUUGUCAAUAUUUAUAAUAACUUCACCGUGACGGAACGCAACCGAUACACAUUAUGGUAAUGUGUGUGGCCUAACUUUGGCGUAUUUCUGUGAAAAAUUCUUAUUAUAUUUCUCAUGAUUCGAAAAAAAAAAUGAAUACAUUUAAUAAAACACAUUGAACAUUUUGACAGGCGACAUUUUCCACCUAUGUGCUUAAUAUUUCAGCAGUUUCGAAUUUUAUUGUAAUACAUAAUAUUUAAGUUCCACAAUUAUUCACUGUAAAAGUUAUUCAUUUUGUAUUAAUUUCAAAUUUUAAUUUUUCCAGUGUGUUUUAUUUAUUAGUAUCCCACAACUUUACAAGAAACCCUUCACAUUUCUCGAUUUUAAAUUAAACAUAAUAAUUUAAUGUCAUGUCUAGAGUUAUUAUCGGUCAUUCAUGUCAUAUCUGUCAUAAAUUAUAAUAGAACACGAAUUAAUUUAUGGGUACUUAAUUGAGAUGAUGCAUGUUUUUUUUAGGAUGCAUGUUUAAAUAAAUGUGACUGACUAAUUGAGAAUGCUCGAUGUUGUUUUAAUUUUUAGUAAACCUACUAAAAACUUGCGGUCUGCCGCACAGCUUUUACCUGGUUUGAUAUAAUAUUUUAGUUGAACUGGCAACGUUGCCUAGAAAAAGAAUGACAUAUGUGACAAGACCAAUUUACACAACUAGAAAAACACGAUUUUCGGUUAUAAGACUUGUACCAGUUUUUUUUGACGCGAAGUGUACAUGGCUGAUAUACAACACAUGCUGCACCUGUUCCGUCCUCACAUUUGAACCCAUCUGUAAAUAUUUUAGUUACGUUUCUUCCUUAAACAACGGGAUUGUUGAUAUUAAGAAGUAGGUAUUUAAAUUAGAGCUUUCUAUAUAUUCGAGAUAUAAAUAUAAUGAUUAAAAUAAACUCACAUAUGCAACCCAUUCAACAUAUAAAUAUAAUGGUUGAAAUAUAUGGUAAAGUUCAGUCAGAGAACAAGUUCAGUUAUAUAUUGUACAUUUCUGAUAUUUAUGUAGUUUUUAUCGAAAAAUAUAUCUACCCUUGUGAUAAUUGUACCUUCAUCUAUACAUUUGCUCAUUUUUAUAUGAUCUGUAGUUGUUUAAGUUUGAAAGUUUAAUAAAAGCCUGAUAUAUU